Messenger RNA from Rhizophagus irregularis DAOM 181602=DAOM 197198, 1485 nucleotides. RefSeq lists its product as uncharacterized. The record is from RefSeq and is a predicted model, not a curated record. Lineage: Eukaryota; Fungi; Glomeromycota; Glomeromycetes; Glomerales; Glomeraceae.
AUGGCAACGAUUUAUUAUUGCCAAAUUUGUGAAGAACUUAUAGUUGAUGAAGAUGAAUUACCUACAGUAGGAGAUUUUUGUUCAAGAAAAUGUGGAAAACUUUUUGAUAAAUACGGUUUGGAAGGGGGUAAAAAAGAAUUUAGAAAGAAGGGAAAAGAUAAUGUAAAUCGAGUAGCAAAUGAUGUUCCUGUUAGAAAUUUGCCAGCAGAAUCCAUUCCAGAAUUAACUAAUAAAAAUUCAUUAAAAAAGAAAAAAUCUAAUGUUGAUGAUGAUAAAAAUGUUGUUUUUAAGAAUAAUAAUUCUUUUUUUACUUUUAUUGGUAAAAAUAAGAGUAAAACUGAUCUUAGUAAACAAAAGGAUUAUGAUGAUUCUUUGGAAUAUUUUAGAAAACAAAGUGAAAUUGAACAUUCAAUGAGAGAUGUUCCUGAUAAAUCUAACAUACCUGAUAAUACUAUUAAUAAACAAAAAGAACAAUUAAAUAGACCAUCACCUUCUCAUGUAUCAGAAAAUAAGAGAAUUGCAACACCGCCUCCACCUCCCCGUGUAGAAAAUAAGAGAAUUGCAACACCGCCUCCACCUCCUCGUGUAGAAAAUCAAAGAAUCGCAACACCCCCUCCUCGUGUAGAAAAUCAAAGAAUCGCAACUCCUCCUCCUCGUGUAGAAAAUCAAAGAAUCGCAACACCCCCUCCUCGUGUAGAAAAUCAAAGAACACCAACACCCCCUCCUCAUGUAGAAGAUCAAUUACAAGCAGAGGACCAAUCAUUAUUAUAUCCAGAUAUAAAAUCAAAUAGGCCACCAAUAGAAGACUUCGAAAGUCUUGAUAUUAAUGAACCUCCUCCAUCUUAUGAUGCACUUUUUCCUGAUCCUCCACCUCAACCUGUAAAAGUGGAAAAAUCGUUACCUAUUCAACCUACUGAAAAGAAACCUAUUGUUACUGAUCAAAAGAAGCCUAUUGUUACGGAUCAAAAGAAGCCUAUUGUUACGGAUCAAAAGAAACCUAUUGUUACUGAUCAAAAAAAACCUAUUGUUACGGAUAAAAAGGAACCUAAUACCAAAGCAGUACCCCCACUUUUACCUCCAAAAGUUCCUCCAAAAGUUUCUAUUCCAACUGCAACGAGAGAUAUCACACCACCACAACCACAAACAACACACCCUUAUUCGAAUCAAUUCAUCCCCAAUAAUUUCUCUCCAGAUAGUAAUAGUUAUCAACAGUAUUAUUUUCAACAAUUUCAAUUUCAACAACAAUUUCAACAACAAUUUCAACAAAAUCCACAUUUUCAACAAAAUCCACACUUUCAACAAAAUCAACAUUUUCAACAAAAUCCACACUUUCAACAAAAUCCACACUUUCAACAAAAUCCACACUUUCAACAAUCACAAGGUACUCCAAAUGAUACUUUCGUUAAAGAUCAGGAAUCUCUCCCUUCUACGGUUUAUCCUCCUCCAUUUUACACUACUAGAUUUAACAAAAAUAAUGGUGCAUAA